GAAGGCCCCGGUGACGACGAGUGUCAUUGUGAACAAGUCUGGGCCCCCGAUGAUCUGUGCUUCUCAGACACUGUCUGGCUUCACCCUUAGUUGCGCCGUCUGCUCCUGGGGGUGCGUGACAGCAACAGCACCGAUUGCUGUCAGUGCUGCAGCCAGUUGCUCAGCUAUGUUGGUUUUCCUUGCAGUGCUGAGAGCGAGGGCCCUGGGGAGUGCUAUGUGUGCUGAGCCUGCUCACUGGUUGAGCAAGGAGCCUGCGGUCACUCGCUGCUCCUCCCAGUCUCUCGCUGCUCCUGAUCAGGUGACUGCUGAUUGCAGGGGGGGGGGGCUCUCCGGUCACCACGACUGUCCACAAACACGGAGGCACCGGCGUUCCCAGGGAUUAUGUUAAUGAGCUGCAUUCUCAUGUCAGCCUGAGGUACUUGUGCGGGGAGACGACGAGGAGGAGGAGGAGGACUUGCUGUCAGGAUCUGAGUGCGUGCCUGCCCGCCCGCAGAGUGUAAAUAUAGAUCCGUGCGCGGAGGGAGGCGCUGGCUGCUAUCAGCUCACCGGCAGUGGUUGACCCUGGGAGCGGCUCAUCUGACAAGCCUGACCUGUGCACCGGGAACAAGGAAGGAAGGGGGAGGAGGUGCUGCUACCGGUGAGCUGGCUGCUGGGCAACGAUGGAGGUUGUGUGGAGAUGGUAGCACACACACUGAGCACGUGGCGAAGAGACCAACAAGCGGAGACUAAGCAGAAAAAUCGCAGAGCCAAUGUGUUGCAAGACUCGCCCUCAGAAUGGCUUCCAAUUUCAAUGACAUUGUGAAACAGGGGUAUGUGAGGAUGAGGAGCAGAAAGCUGGGGAUCUACCGAAGAUGCUGGCUCGUCUUCAAGAAAUCUUCCAGCAAAGGACCCCGGAGAUUGGAGAAGUAUUCAGAUGAGAAAUCAGCCAACCUCAAAGGGACUCCCAAGGUGACGGAGAUGAGCAGUGUGAAGACGGUUGUCCGUUUACCGAAGGACACCAAGCGCCAGGCGGUCGCUCUCACCUUCAACGACAACAGCUCCCGCACCUUCACUUGUGACUCAGAGCUCGAUGCUGAGGAGUGGUACAAAAUCCUUUCUAUUGAAUGCCUGGGGGCCCGACUAAAUAACAUCAGCCUCGGAGAACCAGAUCUGCUGGCUGCCGGCGUUGUAUGUGAACAGAAGGAGCGUUUUAAUGUCUACCUCAUCCCGUGCCCGACACUGGACAUUUAUGGCGAGUGUAUGAUGCAGAUCACCACUGACAAUAUCUAUCUCUGGGACAUCCAUAACACCCGCACCAGGCUGCUCACCUGGCCUCUCAGCUCCCUACGGAGGUACGGACGGGACACCACUCGCUUCACCUUUGAGACUGGACGGCUAACGCCUGGCACUGUCUGCAGGUUGUGUGACACAGGCGAGGGGGUCUUCACCUUUCAGACUCGCGAGGGGGAGGAGAUUUACCAGCGAGUUCACACAGCAACCCUGUCGAUAGCUGAGAGACACAAGCACGCGCUAAGGGAGGUGGAGAACAACGUGCGGCUGUUAAACAGAUCGGCGGAACCGGAGCACUUUUCCUGCCCCCCGAGCACAAUUCUCCCUCGAAGCGCCUUCUGGCAUCACAUCGCAAGCUCCCAGCUUGCUGCGGAGGUGGAGCACAGCAACCCAGCGCUGUACUGUUCAGACCCGGCGGGAGGCGAGGCAGACUCCGUGCAAGCGAGUUCUCUGAAGCGAGACUGCCGGUCUUCUGCGCACUUUUCUGCUCAAUGAUAGCGGCGGAGCCGGCGAGGGGCGAUAGACGCAGCUCUCGGGAGACUGGGUUAAAGCACCUUCAGACCAGAGACGGCAAACGAAUAGCGGGAGCCGGCCCCUACCAAAGGGAAGGCGGGGACAGAAGCAUGACACCCGAGCAAGGGCUGCAGCGGUAAUGUCUCCACAUGGGCUGACGGGGGCGCCGUGGGACAGCAUUGCUGUAAACAGACUGCUACGACCUGGGUACAACAGAGCAAAAAACAGUGCUGGAGGAACUCAGCGGGUAAGACAACACUGUGGAGGGAAUGGACAGUCGAUGUUUCGGGUCCGAACGCUUCAUUAAUCCGGGUCACCGUCAACUAUGUUCUUCGUGCACCGAUUUGUUUGGUGUGAGACUGAAACUUUUUCUUGGACAGAUAUUGGAAUCACAAGUUGCCGUCUGUCUUGUUGAGUUCCUCCAGCUUUCUAUCUACUGCAGAUGCUGGAGUAAGAUUUGCCCGUUGACUGGUAUCGGACGGCACCCACAGACUGGCUGCGUGCGCUCUCUUCUGUACCCCGUGUUGAAUGUGAAGGGUCCAAACAAACACUGCCUUAACUCCACGUUCAUUGCAGUCCGCUGCCUCGGUUCCACUCUCCAGGCCGGCGGGACCCGCGCAUCUCCCCGCCAGGGCCGGAACAGGACCGAGUGCCCGGCACCGACGCCUUGGUCCGGGCCGACACCAACAAGUUAGUGCGGGCCCAGUUGUAGAGGGACCAGGAAGCACAUUGACAAUUUCGGAACAGAGGGAAUUCUCAUCCCUGUGCCCAUCCCAUGCUUUCCGCGGCUUCCUCCAACCAGGGGCUCCAGAGAAGGAAACAGACUGACAGCAAGCACACUCAAGACCGAUACUCCAGGCAGGGUUUGGUGGGUGGUAGGGGAGAGGUUCAGCUGGCGCAAAUUUGUUUAAGUGUGGUUGAAGCGUGUCCCCAUGCAUCCGAUCCCGGCCGCCUUGCAUCUUAUCCACUAUUCAUUAGACGCAUGAACACGCUCCACGUCGAUGCGCUGCCUCUUGCAUGUAUCCCCAAAGAACAGCUUCCCAAUAGAGUGCAAAAAUAAAUCAGUGUUCUCACCAAAA
Messenger RNA from Amblyraja radiata (thorny skate), 2861 nucleotides. RefSeq names its product docking protein 4 (gene dok4). The record is from RefSeq and is a predicted model, not a curated record. Gene Ontology annotation, biological process: cell surface receptor protein tyrosine kinase signaling pathway. The transcript is spliced from 9 exons. NCBI's taxonomy places the organism in Eukaryota, Metazoa, Chordata, Chondrichthyes, Rajiformes, Rajidae. Gene Ontology annotation, cellular component: cytoplasm. The coding region runs from base 775 to 1764 and encodes 329 amino acids.